This is a messenger RNA of Biomphalaria glabrata, 2273 nucleotides long. Its product is annotated as L-threonine dehydratase catabolic TdcB-like. The transcript is spliced from 13 exons. Gene Ontology annotation, molecular function: threonine deaminase activity; pyridoxal phosphate binding; L-serine ammonia-lyase activity. The coding region runs from base 196 to 1461 and encodes 421 amino acids. The record is from RefSeq and is a predicted model, not a curated record. Gene Ontology annotation, biological process: L-serine catabolic process; L-threonine catabolic process. NCBI's taxonomy places the organism in Eukaryota, Metazoa, Mollusca, Gastropoda, Planorbidae.
AUACGUAAUUGCGGCUUUAGAGGAUACGAUAUAUAAAAGCAGUAGCUCGUUUUUAUGUGCAUACUUCUGGUAAAGUCAAAGUAGAUCUACUUCACUCAGUUGAUUGAAUCUCUUGAUUGGUGUCUGUUAUUAUAUCUAGAGGCCGGUAUACCUUAGUCAGCUUUUGCAGCAAUAGUUUAACCACUGGUAAUAGAAAUGGGUGACCUUUGUACCGAUGAUCCAUUCUGCGAUCCAGAACACCCAAAACUAGUCUCUUAUGACAGUGUCCAGGCCGCCAAAAAUCGAUUACAAGGAGAAGUGUGUAGAACAAGAUGUAAGAAAUCUGAAAGAUUGUCUGAACAGUACGAAAUGAACAUUUACCUCAAAAUGGAGAUCGAACAAAAUACGGGCAGUUUUAAAGACCGUGGAGCUUUCAAUGCUAUCAAGGCUGAGCUAAAGGUCAAUAGUAAAGUCAAGGGUGUAAUAUCAGCCAGUGCUGGGAACCACGCUGUUGCUUUGGCCUAUGCAGGGCAAAAGCUUGGAGUCCCUGUGAUUGUGGUCAUGCCAACAUCAGCGCCACUCGUCAAGAUAGAGGCCUGCGAGAGGUGUCAUGCCGAGGUUAGACUGCACGGAGAACAUAUUGGUCAGGCAAAGACUCUAGGUCUUAAACUGGCCAGGGUCAAAGGGUACACAUAUAUCAAUGGCUAUGACCAUCCUGAAAUCAUAUCUGGUCAAGCGACUGUUGCUACCGAGAUCUUUGAAGAUGUGGAACAUGUGGAUGCUGUCAUUGUGCCAACAGGCGGUGGAGGUCUGAUUGCAGGCGUGGCUGUGGUAGCUGCUGCAGAACGUCCUCACUGCAAAGUUAUUGGCGUUGAGUCAGAGGCUUCCACUGGUUUUCAGCAAGCUCUGGACAAAGGUCACCCAGUAGACACACCUCUGUUAGGAACAUUAGCUCAUGGUCUCGCUGUGCCAAAGGCUGGAGUGAAUUCAUUGGCCACUGCCAAAUCUAAUGUUCACAAGAUGCUGACCGUCAGAGAACCAAGUCUUGUGAAAGGAAUUUUAAAACUCUUUGAAGGGGACAAAAUUGUUGCUGAAGGUGCUGGGGCUGCAGGAGUUGCUGCCCUUAUAGAAGGCUUACUUUCCGACUACAUGGGCAAAACUGUGGUGAUCAUAGUCUCUGGAGGCAAUAUAGACACCACACAGGUCGGAGAUAUCUUAGAACGUGCUUUGGUUUUAGAAAGAAGAUUGUUGAAAUUCGACAUUACGGUGACCGAUUUGUCCAGUGGAUUGUCUACCUUGGGUGAAGUAGCUAAGAAAACACUUUGCAACUUAAAAAAGAUCGAACAGGAAAUUCAGUGGCACAGUGAUAGAAAUUUUUCCAUCGUUAUGAAGUGUGUGGUAGAGACCAAAAACUGUCAACAUUCUAAUGAGUUCAUGAAAGCCAUAGCAGAACAUUUCACAUCUUCCAGUUUCCACUGUUAGAUUGUAGCUUAUAUUGACAUUAUUUUCAAGUUUUCUAUUGUUGAAAUUGUUUAAAGUCAUUUUGAUACACUUCGUCUUUCAUCAGUAACAGUCAUGUUCAUCCUUAUAUUGAUGUCACAAUGGUCCAAUGAUGUACACGAAUGGCUUUAAAUUCAAAUAGAAUUUGGCAUCAAAUGAAUGAGCUAUUACUAUAACAAGUUUACCAACUAGGCUACUCAUAGGUCAAGUGUAUAACUGAUAGAUACUUUAAAGUAACAAUGCUAAUUGUCGUUAAGACCAUGGGCAGUACAUUUACAUAAAUUGGUGGAGCAGUUUCCCCGAUGUUAUUGCAGACAUCACUGACCAUACAAUUUUAGCUCUAAUUCUUUUAUGCUGACAAUCUGUAGAUAGUUUGUAAAUAGAAAGUCUUUCAAAUGAUUAUCAUUGUAUGAUUUGUGAAACUCUCGUGGUUACAAGUUUAUAAUUACUUUUUAAGGUAAUUAUUUUUAAAACACUACAAUUUAUAGUUGGUAAAAGAGAUGCUUAUUUAUUGCAAUUAAUUAAUUUGAUUUUAGCAAUGCGAUUUUAGUUUAAGCGGCCAAACCCUGUACAAUUCUCUUUAUAGAUCUAGAUCCAAAGUCUAUUUUUAGUAUAGUUUCAUGAUUUAAUCUUCUGAAAGCGAGCUCUCUUGUUCUUAAAAUUAAAUUUGCAAACUGUUUUUUAUAAAGGUACAUCAUUUAAAAAACAAAAAAAACCUAAAACGAUUUUUACUUAUAUUGUCUUAUGUAUAGUGUUGUUAAAGGAUUGAAUAAGAGCGAUGAAAAUAAUACAAA